This is a messenger RNA of Cryptomeria japonica (Japanese cedar), 1208 nucleotides long. Its product is annotated as tyrosine-protein phosphatase DSP1. Gene Ontology annotation, cellular component: cytoplasm. Bases 193 to 783 code for a protein of 196 amino acids. Gene Ontology annotation, biological process: protein dephosphorylation. NCBI's taxonomy places the organism in Eukaryota, Viridiplantae, Streptophyta, Pinopsida, Cupressales, Cupressaceae. Gene Ontology annotation, molecular function: phosphatase activity. The record is from RefSeq and is a predicted model, not a curated record. The transcript is spliced from 6 exons.
AGAAAAGGUGCAUGGAUUUUGGUUGAAUGGUUUGGGGGAUUCUGCCUAGAUCUUUGAUUGGAUUGUGAGGGGAUCCGUGUCCCUGUCUAUAUAUAUUGAGUACAUGGUUAAAAGACUUGGAUAACGAAUCCUAGAGAGCAAACGCAGAUUGAAGAAUUUAGGAAGAAUUUAGCUGCACAGAUUGAAGAGAAAAUGGGAUUGAUCCCUAGACAACAUGCUGAGGAUGUUUAUGUAGUGAAAGAAGAAGAAGAUGGAUUGUUUGUUCCACCAUUAAAUUUUUCAAUGGUUGAGAAGGGUAUUUAUAGGUCUGGAUUUCCCAACUCACUCAACUUCCCAUUUCUGGAGACUCUGCAACUUCGUUCAAUCAUAUACCUUUGUCCAGAGCCUUAUCCCGAAGAUGGUACAGAGUUUCUGCAUAAACGUGGGAUUCAACUCUUUCAGUUUGGUAUUGAUGGACACAAGGAGCCUUUUGUGAACAUACCUGAGGGUAUUAUUCGCGAGGCAUUGAAGGUUUUACUUGACACAAGGAAUCAUCCAGUUCUAAUCCAUUGCAAAAGAGGAAAGCAUCGAACGGGUUGCCUGGUGGGCUGUUUGCGGAAAAUCCAAAAUUGGUGUCUGUCUUCAGUAUUUGAUGAAUAUCAGCGUUUUGCAGCAGCAAAAGCACGGGUAUCAGACCAACGAUUUAUAGAGUUGUUUGAUGCAUCCACUUUAAAACGACAUGGCUAUGCAUUGACACAUCCUCAAGCCAGCCAAGGAAGCCAUAGUGAAGGAGGAUGUACCUGAUUAUUUUUUAGUCUGAUCGAUUUAUAGAAUAAACUUAUCCCAAUGUUUAGGUGUGCAUCGGGACUCUUGAAAGAUAUGAUCAUUUUAGAUCUAUAGUCCCAUUGAAUUUUACAUUAGUAACAUCUUGUAAGUUACACAAGUAGGGGUUUUCUCCCUUGCGGAAAUAUGCUAUCAAAAGUAAAUUCUUGUGGGGAUGUAAUUUAGAAAGCAUUGUUCCAUUUUGUACUCAAUAAUAAACCUACAUGCCUUGAUGAGGCCUCCGUUUGAGGCAUGUAAUAAUGUGCUUGAACUGUGAGAGCUAUGUAAAUUCAGGCGUGUUUGGGGCAUAUUUUUCCAAAGAGAGUCUAUUGCUGAGAAGAAGGCAGAAUCUUUUUGAAAUUCUGUUGUAAUGUUCCAAGGAUUAGCAGAUCUCUCAGAUUUCUCCA